AUGGAGCUUUACAAGAAAACAACCAUUGAGUACUUAAACAAUGUCACAAAACUAGGAGAAAUUCUUUUCAACUUACUAUCCGAAGCUCUUGGGCUAAAACCAGACCACUUGAAAGCCAUGGAAUGUGCCAAAGGACAAGCAAUGGCAUGCCACUACUACCCAGCCUACCCACAGCCAGAGCUAACUCUUGGUGCCGAUAAGCAUACAGAUCCUUCCUUCUUCUCAAUCUUGCUUCAAGAUCAAAAUGGUGGCCUUCAAGUUGUGCAUAAUAACCAAUGGGUCGAUGUUGAACCGAUUGAACAUGGUUUGGUUGUUAACAUUGUUGACUUUCUUCAGAUCCUUUCGAAUGACAAGUUUGUAAGCGUAAACCAUAGAGUCGUAGCGAAUAAGACUGUGAAGAGAGACCGAGCACCACGUCGCCUAGCACCAUCAAUGAACAUCACUAUAAUACUUCAGAAAACCUAA
Molecule: messenger RNA, 465 nt
Organism: Solanum stenotomum
Lineage: Eukaryota; Viridiplantae; Streptophyta; Magnoliopsida; Solanales; Solanaceae
Product: 1-aminocyclopropane-1-carboxylate oxidase homolog 11-like
Exons: 4
Coding region: 1-465 (154 amino acids)
Source: RefSeq, a predicted model, not a curated record